UGAAAAUAUAGUCAUAAAACUGGUUGAAUAACAUGGUCACACGCAGGCAUUAGAUCUUGGAAUACAACCUAAGUUAAUUGUCAGUAAACAUACUUGUGAGCAAAAACAGGACGAACACUAAAUAUUUGAUCAACGAAUUUAAGUUCAGGUCUUGAAACAGUCGGGUUUUCUCUUAUUUGGUUCUCGGGACUUCGUCAAGGAUUAGCCAACUACUGAAGUCAAUAUUCUUGGUUUGAAAUUGGUUGCUCCAAUUCUUUUACUGUUAUGACGAAAGAACAGCCUCUUUAAUCUAAACUAUCUGUGAUCGUGACCAGCUUGGUGGAAUUGUCUUUCCACUCAGCUUUUUGUCAAUUGUAACUAACAAAUUUGAACGGCCAGUUUUCGUUUCUAGCUAUAAUAGUAGUUAUUUCUCCUUGGGUUCUGAUAUACAGUGAUUAAUCACUCAGUUUUAUCCUUUUUAGAUGGAUAUUAUCAAAGAAAAUUUAAAUAACAUCACAGAUAUUAGUUUCAAGAAACCUGAAGGGAAACUCAAAACUCUGAACUUAAUUCCUAACAGUGUACAUCUUGUAGUUAUAAGCAAAUUAUCCAUCCCAAAAAUUAUUCGUGUAAAUUUACCACAUCGUUCAAAAAAUCUAUCUAUCUGUUUGAUAGUUAAAGAUUUUCGCAAAGAUGAUUAUGAACGCACUACAGAAUCUUGGAAACGGCGUUGGAACAUGGAUUUGAAAAAGUCCGAACUUUCUCACUUAGACGCACCUGAAGUGACAUUUUUACCUCUGCGGGAACUAAAAGUAGCUUACCAAACUUUUGCUGCCAAACGUCGACUGGCUGCCACUUUUGAUAUAUUUCUUGCCGACAAACGAAUUGUUCAUCGUUUACAAAAUAAACUGGGUAAAGCGUUCUACCAGGAGGUUUCAGGGAAAUUUCCUAUCCCAACGUCAUUUUCGAACAAUAAUCUUGUAGAUACUGUCCGACGGCAACUACAUACAUCUUUGUUCGUGAUUCGAGGCAAUGGGACAACCGAUAGUCUCAUAAUUGGGGAUGAUCUUUUCUCAUCAUUCGAGCUAACGGAUAAUGUAAUAUCAGUUUGUGAAAAAAUCUGUUCAGAAUGGCCAGGUGGUGGUAUGGCAAAUAUCCGUUCUAUUUACAUUCAAAGCUCAGGUAUCUCCAUUCCUUUGUACUACGAUGAAACAGAAGCACCUUUAACUACAAUAAGUGAAAAAUUAUCGAGUCUUCCUAAAGCUGUUCACCGAAGAUCUCAUACACUUAUUAAGAAACUAAAAAACACAGAGGAUGGUGCGCCAAUCGUUAGUCAACCUAAAAAGUCUCAAAAAUCACUUAAAAGAUUACCGAAAGAACUCGUUUCACAAAUUGCAGAUGAUCUCCCUUUGACAUCAGAUGAAGUCGACAAAAUUUUACGCAAACGAAACUUCAACGAUAGUAGCAUCACCCAAAUGAAGUUAAAACGAAAUAAAAGGAUUUCCCGUCAUAAAUUUGUAAAAAUAUAGUUCAUUCUUGUCAACUUUGCUUUUUCUGUCAGUACAGUUUCUACAAUAAAUUAGUACGUCUGAAGAACAGA
Messenger RNA from Schistosoma intercalatum, 1576 nucleotides. The record is from the annotation of a GenBank genome assembly. NCBI's taxonomy places the organism in Eukaryota, Metazoa, Platyhelminthes, Trematoda, Strigeidida, Schistosomatidae.